AUGAAUUGGCGGGCCUGUGGCGGCGUCAUGUUGGUCAGCCCCGUGAUCCAUGUUGGCGGCAUCAGCCUCCUGGUUCCCGCCAAACCUUCACGGUUCCCGCCAAACCCUCAUGGUUCCCGCCACACCCUCAAGGUUCCCGCCAAAACCACACGGUUCCCGCCAAAUCCUCACGGUUCCCGCCAAACCCUCAUGGUUCCCGCCACACCCUCAAGGUUCCCGCCAAAACCACACGGUUCCCGCCAAAUCCUCACGGUUCCCGCCAAAACCACACGGUUCCCGCCAAAACCACACGGUUCCCGCAAAACCCUCACGGUUCCCGCAAAACCCUCACGGUUCCCGGCAAAAUCACACGGUUCCCGCCAAACUUUCAUGAUUCCCGCCAAACCUUCACGGUUCCCGCCAAAAUCACACGGUUCCCGCCAAACUUUCAUGAUUCCCGCCAAACCUUCACGGUUCCCGCCAAACCUUCACGGUUCCCGCCAAAACCACUCGGUUCCCGCCAAACCUUCACGGUUCCAGCCAAAUCCUCAUGGUUCCCGCCAAACCUUCACGGUUCCAGCCAAAUCCUCAUGGUUCCCGCCAAAACCACACGGUUCCCGCCAAACCACACUGUUCCCGCCAAACCCUCACGGUUCCCGCCAAAACCACACGGUUCCCGCCAAACUUUCACGGUUCCCGCCAAAACCACACGGUUCCCGCCAAACCCUCAUGGUUCCCGCCAAAACCACACGGUUCCCGCCAAACCCUCAUGGUUCCCGCCAAAACCACUCUUGCAUGAACCACCCUGACGCAUGGACACGCGGUUCCAUUUCACCGUCUGAAAUUGUUUAUCUACAACAUAUGAUGACUCAAAUUCCUGACCUUGAUUGUUGUCACAAUUCCUGGGUCAUUAUGGACCAAGUCCAUCUUGUCCACUUAUCAAGGUCCACCUUGCCCAUCUAUCAAGGUCCAUCUUGUCCACCUAUCAAGGUCCAUCUUGUCCACUUAUCAAGGUCCAUCUUGCCCACCUAUCAAGGUCCAUCUUGUCCACUUAUCAAGGUCCAUCUUGCCCACCUAUCAAGGUCCAUCUUGUCCACUUAUCAAGGUCCACCUUGCCCACUUAUCAAGGUCCAUCUUGCCCACUUAUCAAGGUCCAUCUUGCCCACUUAUCAAGGUCCAUCUUGUCCACCUAUCAAGGUCCAUCUUGUCCACUUAUCAAGGUCCAUCUUGCCCACCUAUCAAGGUCCAUCUUGUCCACUUAUCAAGGUCCACCUUGCCCACUUAUCAAGGUCCAUCUUGCCCACCUAUCAAGGUCCAUCUUGUCCACUUAUCAAGGUCCAUCUUGCCCACUUAUCAAGGUCCACCUUGCCCACUUAUCAAGGUCCAUCUUGCCCACCUAUCAAGGUCCAUCUUGCCCACCUAUCAAGGUCCAUCUUGCCCACUUAUCAAGGUCCAUCUUGCCCACCUAUCAAGGUCCAUCUUGCCCACCUAUCAAGGUCCAUCUUGCCCACUUAUCAAGGUCCAUCUUGCCCACUUAUCAAGGUCCAUCUUGCUAUGCUGCGUGACCUGAUCUCUCCCGUUUUUCCACAACUAUUCAUGCUUGACUGGAGGAAAUAUUGCCAUAUGCUCCUGCCAGUGAGCAUAUGGCAAUGA
Messenger RNA from Procambarus clarkii (red swamp crayfish), 1632 nucleotides. The record is from RefSeq and is a predicted model, not a curated record. Lineage: Eukaryota; Metazoa; Arthropoda; Malacostraca; Decapoda; Cambaridae.